AUGCAGUGUAGUGUUGAAACUAUGAACGACUGCGAGCGAUCACCAGGCCGCAGUGGACUGCGAGUGAAUUUCACUGAAAAGGGCGAAGUAAAAGAACGGCGAGAAAAGUUUCUUACCGCGAAGUAUGGAUCGCACCAGAUGAGUUUGAUUCGUAAGAGGCUUGCGGUUGAAAUGUGGUUAUAUGAUGAACUUCAGAAACUGUUCGAUCCCCCGACAGAAGCUAUUGAUGUGGACAUCGAUGAAAUAUUAGACAUGGAUACUGACGACUUGAGGCGAUCGCAUUUAUUCGGUCUUCUUUCUGCAUGCAAACGACCACCACAGGACAUUUCGAAAUUCAUUAGUGAUCUUUUGGACAGGGCGAAAACACUCUGAGCUGGACUGGUUAUUUCAGUUUAAAAUUAGCUCUUACUUUAUCUUUAGUUUAUUAUGAUUUAACGUAAAAUGCUGCUGUAUGUUAACCAAGGCACAAAACUAAGGACAUCAUAAUCCGUCUGUUCCUGUGAUCCAAUAAAGACGAAAAAGAGCACCAUCUGGGUGUUCGCACGUGGUUUUGAGGUAACAGUGGGAGACGCCACGUACUGGAGUGUAAGCAACAACCUUUACCCAUUAUUGUGAAACAAAUAUGUGAGCCGGCCAAAUAAGGAUUUAUUUUGUGGUACAUUUGAAUUGCAUUGUUUUAAAAAUAAAAUUUACUGCCCACAUUUUUAGGGAUAGCAGUUUUGUCUUUAAUUUAAAUAUUACUCUGUUAGACAUACAUUUCGAUACAAUAAAGCACCAUAUAACACAAGGGAAACGAUAGUUAGGGAAAGAUUAUUGCCAAUGCAAUAAAAUAGUACGGACGAAGAGAAAGAUUUAUUUUUUCUCCAAAGAAUAAUUUAACAAAGAUAUAAAUAUAUAAUUUAAAAAAGAUCAAUAGGAAUAGAUGUACGAAAGUAAAUUCUUGAAGUAACGAUUUAAACCGGAAAUUAGUGAGUUGAAAUCGAGACGAGGGUGAAUACUGAUCAUGGAAAGAUAAGAACAGAUUACAAAUUAUUCUGUAAGUUUAAAUACGUCAAUCAACAAUGCUUUUCAUAUGUUGUUUAGGUUAAAAUAAAUCAUUUAUGUAUUCGUAGAUUUUUAGAAUAGAUUUUUUUCUUUUUUAUUUUGAGCUUAUCUUAUCAGAGUUUUAAUCAUACAAAUGGAACGAUAAAGUUCACAAAUUUAAUAUUCCACACUGCCAAUGAUCAGACAACUUCAGAGGAUAAAAGUCUACCACAUGAAAGUAUGCAACACAAGAGUAUGUUAGUUAUGGAGCAAGACCAUUCAUGAGCAUACUCUUAUGAUCCAAGAAGUGUGCUUAUAUUGGAGCGUUUUUUACAUGAAGGACUAAUGCAAAAAAACACUCUUGAUAAUUUGUGACACUGUGACUAAGUAUUUAAUUCAUGAAUUGAUGGCGUUAGAUUCAAAGCAAUUUAAGAGUAUUAUAUUUGAACAACAAAAUUCGCUGUAGCGAUAGGUGGUUUUGGCUCCCGUACAUGGUGUGCAUGUAAUAAUACACUCAUCUUCCCAUUAAAAACACUGGUGAAGCAUGGAUGGCCGUACCCUAAUGGAAUAGAAAAUAAACGAAUGAAGAAAUGGUAGCAUAAAUAGAGUAGAGCAAUACUCAAGAGAGUAAUGUAGUUGUAAUAAAAAAUCAGCUUUUGAACGGUGAAAAGAACCAGAGUUUAACAACCGAUUGAAUGCCUAAAUAUUAUAACUCGAAAUUAUUUUGUUUCAAAUUGUCUUCAAAAUAUUUUGCUUAUUAGUUACUUUCACGAGUCGACAUAAGAUAACAUAUGCAUAGAGUUUUAUGUAACGUAUUUAUUCUUUUCACGAAACUAAAUAGCACAUACUGGCUUACAAUGUCUCAUAUCACUUCAUAUCCCUUGCAAAUAGCUAUUAUCUUCUUAUUCGUUCAUAAUAUAGAAUGCCUCAGUGUGGUGAAUUAAAGUCAAAGUUCUCGAUGUUUUGUCUCGAAGCUGGAAAAAACAAUAAACAUACAAU
Messenger RNA from Anopheles nili, 2022 nucleotides. RefSeq names its product protein phosphatase 1 regulatory subunit 14B. Gene Ontology annotation, biological process: regulation of phosphorylation. The transcript has 4 exons. Gene Ontology annotation, molecular function: protein serine/threonine phosphatase inhibitor activity. NCBI's taxonomy places the organism in Eukaryota, Metazoa, Arthropoda, Insecta, Diptera, Culicidae. The record is from RefSeq and is a predicted model, not a curated record. Gene Ontology annotation, cellular component: cytoplasm. The coding region runs from base 1 to 372 and encodes 123 amino acids.